CUUGUAAACAGAGGCUUCCCAUCAACCAUCAGGAAGAAUUCUUUAUCAUACAAUACGGUUUUCGAUCUCAAGCUCAGAGCUUCUUUUUAUUUUGGUUUCGUUUACUCAUAUUUUGUUAAUCUUUACUGAAAUCCCAAUUUUAAUUUACUGCCCAGACUCUUUUUCUUCCAUCCGACCAUAUCUAGCUGAGAUUAGAGACUGAACAGAUUAGAAGCCUCUGUUUUCUAGCUACUUUGUUUUGUAGUUAAAUUUGGUAGUUCCGAAGAAGAUUUCUUCAUUUUCUGGAACUGGGUUUUGUGUUUUUUGUUGUAAAUUAGAAACCCCAUUGACGAAUUUCUGGUAUUCUUUGUCGGACAUUGGCGGUCGUAAUGGAUUAUUUGAUUAUUUUUCUCAAGCCAAACGGUUAUAAAUUCAUAAAUAAGAGAGCCCUUCACUGAAUUUGGUUACUGAAAGACAAUGGUGAUGAAAAUCAAGUGGUUGGAUUAAGAAAGAGGGCACGUCAUGAGAAAUUUCCUUGGUGGUUUUGUAUUGCCUCUGCUGCUAUUAACAGCUGCUCUACUCAAUUGGAGUUUGAUUUCUCUGGUUGAUUUGUUAGCAUUUCUUAUCAUUCAAUUUAGUGCUCCAAAAACAGGAUUUCAUUUUCGAAGGCAAUCCGGCGUGCAAUGGUUUAUUAUUUUCUUCUCCUUACUGGCCAUUCUCCCACAAGUGAUAUUCUAUAUCAUUUGGGCUGUUGAGGGUGAUGAAUGGAGUGUAAUAGAUUCUUGGUGGGCACAGUUACUCGGAUAUGUGAGAGUCCAGCCCUUGAGAUCUCCGUCUGCCAUUUCUUUCUUGGUCGUUCAGUUAUUAACAGCUCUUGUUGCUCUACUUGAAAUCUGUGGGAGUAGGUUUUUACUGAUUCCAUGGCAAGACUCCUCUUGGGGUCAUUUCUUAUCAUGCAUGGAACGUUUAGGUACCCAUCUCGGAGUUGCUUGCUGCUUACUAUUGCCUGCUAUUCAGCUUGUUGUGGGGAUUAGUCGUCCUUCCUGGGCUUCUCUACCAUACUUUAUUUGCAGCUGUGUAGGACUUGUUGAUUGGUCUCUGACAAGCAAUUUCCUGGGUCUUUUCAGGUGGUGGAGGCCUCUUCUAUUGUAUGCUGGCUUCAACAUUGCCCUGCUUUAUGUGUAUCAGCUCCCUAUUGUGUUCCCGAAGAUUCUCCAAAUGGUAGCAGACUUCAUUGGGUUCUAUAAAAUGUCUUCCAUCUCAGAGUGGACAGAAAUCUGUUCUGGUCUUUCUCUUCUAGUUUUCUACUACAUGCUAUCCUUUGUGAAGUGCGAUUUAGAGGAAAUGGAUGUUAUUAUGUCCAUGAGAGAAAGCAACUUGACUGAGCACCUUCUUCCUUCAAGACAUUCGUUUUUCAUUCGUGAAUCGAGAUCUGGUGUAAGGCACACCAAUGUUUUGUUGAGGGGAUCUGUUUUUCGGACUUUUAGCAUCAACUUUUUCACAUAUGGUUUCCCGGUCUCCUUGCUUGCUCUCUCAUUUUGGAGUUUCCAUUUUGCAAGUUUAUGUGCAUUCGGAUUACUUGCCUAUGUUGGCUACAUUCUCUAUGCCUUCCCUUCCCUCUUCCACUUGCACCGGUUAAAUGGGCUGCUUCUUGUCUUCAUACUCUUGUGGGCUGCCAGCACAUAUGUUUUCAAUGUGGCAUUUGCUUUCCUCAAUAAGAAGUCUAGAGACAUGGAGAUCUGGGAAACUGUCGGUUUGUGGCAUUACCCAAUUCCUGGAUUCUUUUUACUUGCACAAUUUUGUCUUGGAAUUCUUGUUGCCGUGGGUAAUCUUGUCAACAAUUCUGUUUUUCUGUACUUGUCUGAUGCUGAUGGGCAAUCCUUGAAUGAUGAUCGUACUGUAGAAGAGAAGGAAGAGACAAAAGUAUUGAUCGUUGCUACAAUAGCAUGGGGUCUGCGCAAAAGUUCUCGAGCUAUUACACUUGCACUGAUAUUUCUUCUUGCCAUGAAGCCUGGCUUCAUCCAUGCCAUAUAUAUGGUGAUCUUUUUGGUGUACCUAUUGAAGCAUACUGUGAGCCGAGAAGUACGUCAAUCGCUUAUUAUUCUAUGUGAAGUGCACUUUGCACUAUUGUACAUCCUUCAGCUUAAUCUGAUCUCCAAUGUUUUGGAACAAAAGGGUUCUUUCACCAUGGAAGUCCUGUCGCAGUUAGGUCUGCUGGACCAUGCUAGUCCCUGGGAUUUCUUGGAAAUAGCUGUACUCACGUGUUUCUGUGCUGUUCAUAACCAUGGGUUUGAAUUGCUAUUUUCAUUCUCCGCAAUUGUGCAGCACACUCCCUGCCCUCCUUUCGGAUUUAGCAUCUUGAGAGCCGGUUUGAACAAAUCAGUCCUGCUGUCAGUUUAUACUUCGUCAAUUGCUGGAGAGUGCCAAUCUGAUAACCCUUCUCACGGUAUAAGUGUAUAACUGCUCCCAAGAUUGUAUUCUACAAUGAUUACUUCAACCUAUUCUGUUUCUCUUUUGAUUAAAAAUAGGAAAAAAAGUGUACUGUAUAAAACUCAUAAUUUUCGGUAGGCCAUAGAAGCUUCCUCAUCCUAUGCAAUCUCUCUGAUUAAUAUCAUAAGCCACAUUUGAACUUGAACAAGUAAAAACAUCUAAUUUGUAAUUUUAUUAUUAGACGCUCAUACUUGAUUUCUGUACAACAAAAUUGUAAUACUUUGUCCAAAUCUUAAUUAAUAGCCACAUAAGAUAAAAAGGAAAAUAUUUUUAAGCAUAACUCUAAUAAGUCAGGUCCCUCAUGGCCUCAUGCAAAUGAAACCUGCCAAGAAAUAAGCAAAAUAGUAUACAUGCUGAAAAUGGGACACUGAAAGACCCAUCAAUGUAGAAUCAAUUCCCAUAUAGAUAACUAGGAAUUAAUUCCAGAACAGGAUCAUAGGUGCUGCCAGUCGAUAGACUGAACAAAAGAGAUGCCGCAGGUCUUGGACUUGUCUUCUCAGAUCUUGCAAUGGCAGCAGGUGUUGGUGCUUGUAAUAAAGCUUCAAACUGAACUCGAACAAGACUGGAAUCACUCAUGAUAGAAGAGAAAAUAAAGAGAGAAAUAAACAUAAAAUAGAGAAGGGGAGAAGAAGAAUAGAAGAUAGAUGGGGAAGGGGAAUAGGUUGGGUCGAGUAUCUCACUCUUCCCUGGGCAUCUCACCCACAAGGUCUCUCACCUCACUGCAUCUCACAGUAAUUGGAAUAAUCCAAGUCUUUUUUUUUUCUUCAUCAAAUCGUGGCUGUAAAUCAGCCUUGUCUUUUAUUUAUAGAAUGAUCAUCAAUCACAACCUAAUUGACUGAACUAAAACCUUCCUAUUACAAAUCCAAUUCAAAAUAAAAUCCCAUUCUUAAUUGAAAACUUGCCUAUUACCUAUUACAAGAAAAUAGGAAAGAAACAAAUCUAAAAAUGUAAAUAAGAUAACCAAAUCGAUUCCUUGUGAAGCAAGGAUCCAGCAGUUGCCAAUUAGUCUUCAAAUUGAUCUCAUCCAGCUGGCCGUGGGGCCCAUAAGAACUGGAAAUAAUCCCCUAAAAAUCACCUCUGCGAAAAUAGUAAUUGAAUCCAAAAAAUAUGGAAACUCUUCCACUAAUUCCUCCUCACGCAAGUCAUCAAUCAAUCCCAAAAUUUCCUCCAUAUCAUGGUCAGAAUGGGGCCCACAAAUGUUGAAUGAAUCUUCUUCAAUUCUUAUCCACGCAAGCUGUCCUUGGGUGAACCAAUCAAGAACCAAGAACCAAGAACCAAGCCACACCAGACCAGGCUGCCUCCCACAGCAGUUGCGUCCCACAACCAGUCUUGACUAGUUUUGGGGCCUUGUUACUGCGAUCUACAUCACCCAUGCUCCAUUGGUUACAAUCCUGAGGCACUUCUUGUCUCGUCUAAGUUUUUCCAUGUCACAGUGUUUCACUAGAAAGUUCAUGUAACUAGCUUUCUUACAAGUCCAUCAUCAUGCAAUUUGGAUGUGAUUUAAGAUAGUAAUUGAUUUACUCAUGAUUUUGUAAAAAAAAUCAACCUAUACAGUAAUGCUGUACAACUGAAAUGAUGUCCCCAACAAUUGGGACUCCCUAUAAAAAAAAAUCAGCCACCUCCCAUAGGUUAUUUGAGUCUUAAUAGCCUUUCUGGAUUUGGGAUUUAGUUUAUACAAAUUAGCUUUUGGACGUUUAUUUCCCCUUGUCAGAAGUUUGUGCAAAAAUUGAAAUGAAAAAGUCUUUUGAGAGUUGUAGUGCAUUUUGAAGUUUCUCCAUAUGUGUGUAUAAUGUUAAAGUCUUAACUCUUUAAGGUUAGGGAAUGGGGUUUAUUAUUUAUAUAAGGUCCUGGUAUUUCUACAUAACAAUUGCAUGUUUAGGGGGAUGUUCAAUUUCUCAAAAGUUAGUCAACUUUGUCUUCCAUCAUAAAUUGCCAUGUAGCAAACAAGGUUGGGUCCAUGUGAUAGAGAACUUGACACCCAUCUCACUGGUCAAGUUUUUGCUCAAAAUUAGUUGGGGAAGUGCCUUAAAAGUAAAUUCAAAGUGACAAAUAUUUACAGAAAUGUAGUGAAAUUGCACUCUGAUUUUAUAAGCUUUAAACUCAUAUUUCAACUACUCAUGACCAGUGAGAUGAGUAUCAGUUCCUUUAUGAAUGGACCCGCAUGUCCUGGUCAAAGUCUGUGACCUGGCAAGGUAGUGUCACCUUGUGACAAUGAUGAAGUUCACAAAGAUUUGAUUCUUAUGAGAAACUUUUGACUGCUUGGUUUAGCAGCUUUUGGGAGGUUGAACCUGGGCUUUGACCAUUACUGAAGUUAUUUUCUACACUCUUUCUGCAGUUGAGUUAUCUGGAUGCAUCAGUAUUUUUGGUUUUUGAGUUCUUAAUCCUUUGGUUUGCAAGUCAUCUUCUUUUUCUACUUGGUGGUUUUGAGGUUUGCAACUGCAUCAUACCAUAAGUCUUGUUUCAGGUUCGAUGUACCAAUGGGAGAAACUUGAGAACUCAAGGUGUUGCUAGAAUGUUUGAUGUAGAAUGGAUCUAAGAUCAGCCCUUGUGGGUAAUGUUCCUCAAGGA
Messenger RNA from Macadamia integrifolia, 5037 nucleotides. RefSeq names its product piezo-type mechanosensitive ion channel homolog. The coding region runs from base 502 to 2439 and encodes 645 amino acids. NCBI's taxonomy places the organism in Eukaryota, Viridiplantae, Streptophyta, Magnoliopsida, Proteales, Proteaceae. The transcript is spliced from 13 exons. The record is from RefSeq and is a predicted model, not a curated record.